Messenger RNA from Engraulis encrasicolus (European anchovy), 6486 nucleotides. Its product is annotated as immunoglobulin-like and fibronectin type III domain-containing protein 1. Gene Ontology annotation, molecular function: protein binding. The record is from RefSeq and is a predicted model, not a curated record. The coding region runs from base 2095 to 6084 and encodes 1329 amino acids. The transcript has 22 exons. Lineage: Eukaryota; Metazoa; Chordata; Actinopteri; Clupeiformes; Engraulidae.
ACAGCAAACUGCAAACUGCAAACUUAUCAUUUUUACAGAGCAGUGGGUGGGUAUUUUCUCCCAUCCACAUGAUUUGUGAGAUGGACAUGUUUUUGUUCAUACUGAGUCGCCUACAACAUUCAGCCCUUUCUCUUAUACUGUGGUGAUAUACACUGUAAACACACAUAAGCAGAUUUAUUUGAUGUGUUUUUUGUAGAUUAAAUGAAGGGUUUAUUUGCAAAACGGUGUAUUUGCAAAACGGUGUAUCUCCAUUUUGUAGAAUGUUGGGAAAUUUACAUUUUUGUAUUGGGCAUUCCAUUGAAUUGCAUUGCAAAAUGCAUUUUAUAUAGGUUAAAAGACUAUGUUCUCAAAAUAUUUGAAUGGUAAGAAUUCACACAUAGGUGGUAGGCCCUCUGAACAGUAAUUUUCAAUAAUAAAAUGCAAAAUUCAAAAAAUGGAGAUACACCGUUUUGCAAAUAAAGCCUUCAGAUGCAUCUGCAGUUAUUUUUUUCCUCAUUUGCCGACAGUAUCUAAGGAAUAACAUUGUAGGAAUCUUGCAUAUGACCUACCGAAAAUUAAAUACUUACACCAUCAGCAAUCCAAACAAAGAUUCUACCUGCAUCCAAGUUAGAAGUGUCCGACAGAGAAGCGCCUGACUUGGCAUGAUUUCUCAUAUGUGAAAAAAUACCCUAUAUUUAUACUCAGGAGACAAUUGCAAACAGGAAAAAAGCAGGUUAAAGACUUUCAAGGUCAACCAGUUAGAUGAAGUUGAGAGGAGGCCUCAAAGGUUAUCAUCCCGCAUCCCAUCGGGGUGUAAAUUUCUUAUGAAUCUAUGACCAGAGAUUCUUUAAGUAUAUCUCUCUACUCCAGGGAUGUCAAACUCAGAUAAUUUCAAAUGUGUAUUACAGUUGGCCCACAUACACCAUUAAUGUACAGCGUAACACAACUUGAACAUGAAAUUUGCUGCAUCACAGGAUGUGCAGACACAUUUGAACAGACAAAUAUAAUGUGAAAUUUAACUAUGAGUAUGAAGUGCAUGCAUGCACAAUUUUAGUCCAUUUAAAAAAGUAAUUGUUGAGUUCGGCCCGCGACUUGGUUCCAUAUUUUGAUUUUGGCCCUCAGUCAAUUUGAGUUUGACACCCCUGCUAUACUCUCUCUGCUAUGACUGUCUGUAAAGUUGUGGGAAUCAUGCCAACCAGAAUCUAGCGACCAAGUUAGAUGCUUCUCGGUUUGACGAGCGUAGAACCUUUGUUUGGAAUGCAGAUGGUGUGAUAAUUUACGUUUUGGUAGGUCAUACGCAUGAUUCGUACAUCCACGUCAUCCCUUACAUACAAUUGCCAUUUCAAACAAAGAUUCUAAGUACAAGUCCAAGUACGGUAGUGUGUCCAAGUACCACCUAUGCGUCCAAGUACAACCUAUGGUAUUCAUGAAAAUACAUUUUGAAAAUAGGCUAUUAAAAGGACACACCUGGACUGUACUAUGGACCUUUACUAAACUCUUGACACAACUCAGUGACAAACUGAAAGACCUUCAGAGAAUUUUUAAUUCCAAAUGAAGAUUCUAUUGGCAUCCAAGUUAGAUGUGUUCGACAGAAAAGGAAGCACACUUUACUGUGCUGCACACUUUGCUUAAGUUCUAAGCCUCCACCUCACCAUUCACCUCAUUGAACUGGUCAUCUUGUCAGCCGUUAUCUCUUACAUAACAGGCAGGUCUUCUCCAUGUCCACCAUGUAAAGGAUAACAGCCAAUCAGGUGACAAAUUUUAUGUAAUUAAUGGUGAGGUGGAGACUUACAACUCACAACAGGAAACGUAUGCAGCCUCCACCAAGACAUUAACUUCAUCAAACCGGUCAACCUUAAAGGCUGCCAUCCCGCUUAUCUCCUGUUAGGGUAGGGCAUUUUAUGUGGAACUGUUAUGUUGUAGGAAUCAUGUCAACAUGCACCAGAAUGUAGCAACCAAGUUAAACGUUUCUCCUUUGGAUAAGCGUAGAAUGUUCCUUUGGAAUGCAGGAUUGAUUAUUUUUCGGAAAAUCAUGUGCAUGAUUCCAACAACGUUAUCCCUUCCAAUGUUAUCAGGAUUCCAAACGCAGACUCUUCGCGCGUCCAUGCACUACCUAUGGUACUGAUGAAAAGUGAACGGGCAGCAUACAUUUUGAAAAUAGAUUACUUAAAAAUGACACACUGGACCUGUACUAAGCUGUUGACCAAUUUCCUUCUCUUUCUUUGGACAGAGGAAAUCAAAAGACGGUCCAGGGUCCCUGGUGUGCUCAUCACUCAGUAUGUGAAGACGGUGCCAAAGGGCUUCUCCACUCCAGACUUCAUCCGCAAACCGUUUACAGUCACGGUCGCAGAAGGUAAAAAUGCCAUCUUCAGGGCUAUAGUGGGAGGAGACCCGACUCCAAAUGUGACAUGGGGUCGUCAUAAUGGAGACUGCGCUGAUCCAGAAAAAUUUAAGGGGCGGUAUGAUGAAAAGAACCGGGAAUAUAUUUUUGAGGUACAUGGCGUUGUUGGUGACCAUGCUGAUACAUACAAGUUUUAUGCUACAAAUGAGUAUGGAAAGGCUCUGUGCACCUCCGUAUUAAAGGUGACUGAUGUUCGAUCUAUGACUCAGAAAGCUGGCCCUGUAGCUGAUCCAGAGGAUUUCAGGAAAAUGCUAAAAAAGACAAAGAUAAGACCAAAGAAGAAGCCAAAAAAAGUCCUAAUCGAUGGAGAGCUGGACCCGGCUAUGUGGGAAAUUUUGCUGUCUUCUCCCAGAAAAGAAUGGGAACGCAUUUGUUUUGAAUUUGGAGUGACAGACUUCCGUUUCAUAUUAAAGAAAUUGAAAGUGAUGAAGGAGGAAAGAGACAAGGAGCACGCAAAGGUUGUUGAGCAAGUUGACAAGAUGAAACAGAUCGAAGUGAGAACUAAUGGAACUGCUGAGUUUGGACUGAACAUGAAGCUGAAGGAUCCUGACAGCGAAGUGCUCUUGUAUAAGGAUGGUGUCAUGCUUGACUAUAGCACUGACGGUCAGGGUAAAUAUAACCUCGACCAAAGUGGCGACAAUUAUAAGUUCAGCAUAAAAGACCUUGGGCCGAAUGAUGCGGGUAUAUACCAGGUGGAUGUGGAAGAUUCCAAUAUAAUGUCAACUAAUUUCAAAGUCCAUGAUGUUGAGUUUUCCUCAGCUCUCAAAGACUGCAAAGCCAAGGAGGGCGAGGAUGCUGCGUUUGAGUGUGUUCUGUCUGCUCCAGUCAGUAAGGUCAUGUGGUACAAGAAUGAUGUUGCACAGGAAGAAGGAGGUAAAUGCGAUAUCGUUGUGUCUGAAGACAAGAAGUCUCACAAACUCGUGAUAAAAGACCUGGAACUGGCAGACCAAGGUACCAUCACUGCCAUCGCGGGCCUAGUGCCAAGCAAAGCCAUACUGGAGGUUGAAGAGGAUCCAAACAGACGCAAGGGCAAAGGGAGUGGUGAUGAUGAUGAGGCAGCAAGACUGGCGGCAGAGAGGGCAAGGCUGCAGAAGGAGAAGGACGACCUGGAGGCCCAGAGAAGGGCUCAGGCCGAGAGAGACGCAGCCGCAAGAGCCGGAGAUGGAUCUGGAGGAGAUGGAUCUGGUUUGGGCGAUGGAUCUGGACUGGGAGACGGAUCAGGAGAUGGAUCGGGAGAUGGAUCUGGGAAAGAUGGAGAUGGAGAUGGGAAGAACAAAAAGCGCAACAGAACGGGUCCUUUGGUGCCCGACACUGUCAUAGAUCCAGGAAUCUAUUUUGUCGGUGGGCUGUCAGACACCACGGCCAACAAGGGAGAGUCCACGGAGUUCUCCUGCGUCCUCAGCAGUGACAGCUGUGAAGGUGUCUGGUUCAAGGAUGGAAAUAAGCUAACCUCAACAGAUGAUAUUAGUGUUAUAAAAGAUGGGGCCACCCAUAAACUGAUCAUCAACAAGUGCUCGGAGGACGACGCAGGCAAAUACCGAUUCGAGGCCGGCGGACGGAAAUCCGAGGCCAUGCUCACCAUCGAAGACCCACCAACGCUCGACUUGGACUCAUUGAAAAAGUUCCAGGAGCCUGUGAUUGUGAGGGCGGGUGAGACGGCCUCGUUUGAGCUGGUGUUCAAGGGCAAGGAGCCCAUGAAGGUGCAGUGGUUCAAGCAGGACGAGGAGGUGCUGCCUGGACUCAACGCCAAGCUGCACUCCUCCGACUCCAUAAGUUCUCUGGCCCUCAGCAAGUGCGUGCGGAAGGACACCGGAGAGAUCCGGCUCAAGAUCAAAAAUGAUGACGGAGCCAUCGAGGCAGCUACCAAACUCAUCGUGCUGGACAAGCCCACCGUCCCGCAGCCGCCAAUUGAGGUUGUGGAGGGUUCCCUUAACGCUAUCGAGUUCAAAUGGCGCCCCCCGAAGGACGAUGGCGGAUGCCCCAUCACCAACUACACUGUGGAUCGCCAGCAGCUGGGCCGCAACACCUGGGUGAAGCUAGGAGAGAUCCCGGCCGAGCCCAAAUACAGGGACACCAACAUCGACCGGGGCAGGAAGUACACAUACCGCAUCAGGGCCAAGAACGCUGAGGGCAACAGUGACAUGUUGGUGACGACUGACAUUGCUGCCGGCAUACUAGCCUUCCCGGGCCCACCUGCUCCUCCAAAGGUAGUCAGUGCAUUUAAGGACUGCAUUAACUUGACUUGGCUUCCCCCUUCCAACACGGGUGGUUCCAACAUCGUUGGUUACAACCUGGAGAAACGCAAGAAAGGGAGCAACCUGUGGACUCUGGUGAACCCAGCCAAUGAGCCCAUCAAAGCUAAGACGUGUGCUGUAAAAGAUGUUAUUGAGGGUGCUCCUUAUGAGUUCAGAGUGACGGCCAUCAACCUCUCUGGCCCGGGAGAGCCCAGCACUCCAUCUGAAAUGGUGUUUGCCAGAGAUCCCAAGAAACGGCCAGGCAAAGUCAUUGACCUGAAACUGACUGGCUCGACAUACAACAGCCUGAGUCUGUCGUGGACCAAACCAAAGGACGUGCCAGGGGUGGAGGACGAGGCCAAGGGCUACUAUGUGGAGCUCCGACCAAUCGAAAGUCUCGACUGGAGCAGAUGCAACGCCACAGCCGUCAUCCAGACAUCCUUCACUGCCAUUGGUCUGAAGUCCAUGGCCAUGUACUGGGUCCGAGUGAUUGCGACCAAUGACGGCGGAGAGGGAGAGCCACAGGGCUUUGACAAUUACUUCAUAGCCAUGCCUCCUCCUGUGAGACCUCGCUUCACAGACAAGACCAUGAAGACCUUCCUCGUUAUACGCUCUGGAAAUACAGUGAGGGUUCACAUCAAAUUUGAGGCAUCGCCGAUGCCCGACAUCACCUGGCUGAAGGACGGGCAUCCGGUGGCCCACCACGUAACCAUCACCAACACUCACAUGGGCUCGCAGCUGCUCAUCCCCACCGCCGAGCGGCCAGACACCGGCAUCUACACCAUCUUGGUCAAGAACAUGGUCGGCCACGAGUCGUUCAACGUAGAGAUCAGAGUCACAGAUGACCCCAAGCCUCCCGGCCCGGUGGAGCUGGAGGAGAACGUGAAGGGCACGGUGACCCUCUCCUGGUCGCCCUCUCCUGACGAGAAGAGGGACGACCGGCUGCACUACAUGGUGAUGAAGAGAGACUCCAUCAAGCGCACUUGGCGCAUCGUGGCCGACCGCCUCUUCAACAACAAGUUCACCGCCGCCAACAUCCUGGCCGGCAGGGAAUACAACUUCCGGGUCUUCGCCAAGAAUGACGUGGGCAUGUCGGCGCCAACACUGUCCCCAACGUGGGGCACCAUCACUAAAAAAGAGAAAUUUAUUCUCAAUCACCCCGAGUCAAAGCCGCUGGACCUGAAUUGCGCUCCCAAGUUCCUGGUUCCGCUGAGGAUCCACGUGGCACCGCAGGGCUACGAGUGCUACAUGAGCUGCGCCAUCAAGGGCAACCCUCGGCCUCACGUCACCUGGUUCCACAACGACGUGAGCCUGAACGAAGACUCCAACUACUUCCUCUCCAACACCUGCGGCGUGUGCUCCAUGCUCAUCCUGCGGGUGGGGCCCAACAACGUGGGCGAGUACAAGGUGGUGGCCGACAACCCGCUGGGGGAGGCGGAGUGUGCCACGCAGCUCACCGUGCGAGAGUAGACGGUGCUUCUCCCUGAAGAUGAGCAGCAAUGGAAAUGUUACACAUCAGAGAGUUAAUACAUCAAUAGUAAACUGAUAAUAAGUCAUAAAUGUAUUUUUAAGACACCAAUUGUAUGCUGAAUGUCCUAGGUAGCUGUAGAAAAUGAUAAGUUGGAUGGAAAUACACUGGAAGGCAGCAUGAUGUCCUGGCUGUGUUAGUGAAGAGAUUGUUUCUUUUAUGUCUUCAUGGCUUUAGUAGUGCAUGCUAAGCACUUUAAAAUUUAAAUAUUAGCAUUUACAUAAAGCUUAAAACUACAGUCUAUUGUCAUUAAAUUAUAUAUCAUUUACCAAAAAAAAAACAUGAAGUUAUGGAUGUUGGUUUGAAUGAAUGAUUUUGUGUCAGAAAUAAAUCUGGACAGUAUA